Molecule: messenger RNA, 939 nt
Organism: Nannospalax galili (Upper Galilee mountains blind mole rat)
Lineage: Eukaryota; Metazoa; Chordata; Mammalia; Rodentia; Spalacidae
Product: DNA-dependent protein kinase catalytic subunit
Biological process (GO): immunoglobulin V(D)J recombination; double-strand break repair; telomere maintenance
Cellular component (GO): nucleus
Molecular function (GO): protein binding; DNA-dependent protein kinase activity
Source: RefSeq, a predicted model, not a curated record
AACUUUGGGAAAAAUUUUGAUAAAUGCUUUGGAAAUGGUGGUUCUAAGCUGCUCAGUAUGGAGCUCAGCGAGUUCAGUAAUUAUGCUAACCGCCUGCUUGCAAAAAUGAGAGAAUGCUUAAAGCCGCCUGGGAACCUGAAAGAGUACUCCCCAUGGAUGAGUGAGUUCAAAAUGGAGUUCCUGAGAAACGAAAUAGAGAUUCCUGGUCAGUAUGAUGGCAAGGGCAAACCACUACCUGAAUACCAUGCACGGAUCUCUGGGUUUGAUGAGCGGGUAAAGGUAAUGACCUCCAUAAGGAAACCAAAGUGUAUCAUUAUUCGAGGCCAUGAUGAAAAAGAAUACCUUUUCCUUGUGAAGGGCGGUGAGGACCUUCGUCAGGAGCAGCGCAUUGAACAGCUCUUUGAAGUCAUGAAUAUCAUCCUCUCCCGUGAUGCAGCCUGCAGUCAGAGAAACAUGCAGUUAAGGACAUACCAUGUCGUGCCCAUGACUUCCAGAUUAGGAUUAAUCGAAUGGAUUGACAAUACUUUGACCUUGAAGGACCUUCUUUUGAAUAAUAUGUCGCGAGAGGAUGAUCCCAGAGCACUGAAUCGUGACUAUAAAGACUGGUUGACCAAAAUAUCAGGAAAACGUGACAGUGGUGUUGGACCUUACGUGAUAAUGUAUCAGAGAGCUAAUUGUACAGAAAGAGUCAUGGCUUUUAGAAAAAGGGAAAAUCAAGUGCCCGCUGAUCUCUUAAAGCGGGCGUUCAUAAAGAUGAGCACUGGUCCUGAGGCCUUCCUGGCACUCCGUUUCCACUUCGCCAGCUCUCAUGCACUGCUGUGUAUCAGCCACUGGCUCCUUGGGAUUGGAGACAGACACCUGAACAAUUUCUUGGUGGCUAUGGAGACGGGCAGCAUGAUUGGAAUUGACUUUGGACAUGCAUUUGGAUCAGCUACUCAG